UUUCGACCUCUCUCGGUGAUUCGACUUCGACAACCCCGACCCCUUACGACAACCACCAUUUUCACCCACCGUCCCGGAGUCUGUCGACCGAAGCCUUCGCCAUGGCCGAUAUCGAUGUCAAGGUUGCCCAGUGGAAGCUGGUUGAGGUUGGCCGCGUGGUGCUGAUCCGCCGCGGUCCCUACAUUGGCAAGCUCGCCGCCAUCGUUGAGAUUGUCGACCACCGCCGUGUCCUCAUUGACGGCCCCUCGACCGAGCAGAACAAGAUCGUGCCCCGUCACGUUCUCCCUCUCGCCCACGCCACCCUCACUCCCUUCGUCAUCCCCCAGCUGCCCCGCUCGGCUGGUACCGGCCCCGUGAGAAAGCUGUGGCAGAAGAACGAGAUCGAUGGCAAGUGGGCCAAGAGCAACUACGCCCAGAAGACUGAGCGCACCGAGCGACGGAAGAACCUGAACGACUUUGAGCGCUUCAAGGUCAUGAGACUCAGGAAGCAGGCUCGCUUCGAGGUCCAAAAGUCCCAGGCUAAGCUCCGGGCGGCUGCUCCCAAGUCAUAGAUGGAUUUCUUGUUAUGAGGGGCUCGGUGCAUAGUGUGAAAAGGGUGCCUUGGGACGGGUUUGUUUUAAAACAAUGCUGAGGAAUUUAUUUGAUAUCAGCAAACCAACACGCUGUAUGCAUACCACGGACAGCAUAAAAAUCAUUCGAGACCUUGAUAUCCUAUAUCCUAACCAGAUGGGGGAUUUCCACUCGUACAUGAGCCGAUGGCAUGUCUUUUCUGGACUAUUGCACUACCUAUCAAUAUCUGGAGAUACGAUCUAGACAGGGAGAGUGGAACCAUCCAUGAUAUACGAUCAGAAAUGGAGUACUCGCCGUAAUUAUGAACAAAAGGGCAAAUAUCC
Messenger RNA from Aspergillus candidus, 893 nucleotides. Its product is annotated as 60S ribosomal protein eL14. The transcript is spliced from 4 exons. NCBI's taxonomy places the organism in Eukaryota, Fungi, Ascomycota, Eurotiomycetes, Eurotiales, Aspergillaceae. The coding region runs from base 102 to 551 and encodes 149 amino acids. Gene Ontology annotation, molecular function: structural constituent of ribosome; RNA binding. Gene Ontology annotation, cellular component: cytosolic large ribosomal subunit; ribosome. The record is from RefSeq and is a predicted model, not a curated record. Gene Ontology annotation, biological process: translation; ribosomal large subunit biogenesis.